Messenger RNA from Lepisosteus oculatus (spotted gar), 1574 nucleotides. NCBI's taxonomy places the organism in Eukaryota, Metazoa, Chordata, Actinopteri, Semionotiformes, Lepisosteidae. The record is from RefSeq and is a predicted model, not a curated record.
GACCACACCGCCCCCGACAUGAUGACUGAGGCUCUUCGAGGCCAAUCAGGGAGACAGGCCUGACUUCUCUCUUCCCUGUUGGGCAGCCUAAUGGUUUGGUCAGUGGUUUUCAAAGGCCUGUGGACUCUCAGAAGCUCACAAGUAAAAUGGCCCACUGGAAGGAAAUGAAGAAAGAGGAGCUGGAGAAGCAGUACUCCCCCAGCCAGUGGUCUCACAGGAUGGCAGCUGAUGUAGUGGUACAGGCCCAUGCAGCCUCUCUCAGAGAAGGCACUGACAGAGCACGCGCUGUGGCACAGACCUUUCUCAAUGUACCUUAUGGAGAAGGAGAGAGGGAGAAACUUGACAUCUACGUGCCUCCCAGUCCCUCACUAGAUUUACCUUUGGUCAUUUACAUCCAUGGGGGAUACUGGCAAUUUUUAAGCAAGGAGGAGUCUGGAUUUUUGGCUGUUCCUCUGGUGCCUAAAGGUAUCGCAGUAGUGGCAGUUGGUUAUGACACUGCACCCAAAGGUGACAUGGAUCUGAUGGUGUCACAGGUGCGGCGUAGUGUGGCAUCUGUUGUCCAGCAGUACUCUCACAUCAGUGGAGUAUACCUGUGUGGCCACUCUGCAGGAGCUCAUCUGGCUGCUAUGGUCCUCUGUACUGACUGGUCCCAGUAUAGCACCACGCCCAACAUCAAAGGUGCAUUUCUGGUCAGCGGUGUUUAUGAUUUGGUGCCUCUCAUGUCCACUUACGUGAACGAUCCCCUGAAGAUGACAGAAGACGUCGCCCUGAGGAACAGUCCCAUGCAGCUGGUUCCUCAGCUGAAGCAGUUCUCUUCGGACUGUGAGAUCGUGGUGGCAGUAGCACAGCAUGACUCCCCUGAAUUCAGGAAGCAGUCUUUAGAGUUCUUCCAGGCUUUGGAAUCCUCGGGGCUGAAGGUCAUCUUUGAUGAUGUCCCCAACACAGAUCACUUCAAUAUAAUAGAACAGCUAGUUAACGAGGAAUAUCAUCUCACACAGCUCUUGCUAAAGACAAUAGAAAGAAACGCGGCGAGUCGCACACAGGAGCCCUGACCUGAUCUGCCUUUGGGGAAUCCUGCUCAGACGUCCACAUCUGCGUUACGCCAUCAGUUAUUCUCCGAGUCUGAAAAUGCAGUAGUGAUUAUUCGUGUUCUAACUGGUAGAUUGUAAACUUUGGUGAUGAAGAGGACAGAAGCCGAGUCAAGAAGGAGCUGGUAAUGUUUUCAUGCUCCUUCUGUGCGUGCAGGGGAAUUGCACUGGAAAAGAGUGUCUGAGACAUGUUCCUUUCUGGAGCUGGGCAAGGCUGUUGCCCUUUAGCACAUUAAUGUGAUGGUGUCCUUAGAAAUUACACUUACUGUAGUGUUCACAUCAGUAUCAGCAAUGUUUUUAACUUCACCCAAGGAAAUGGUAGCUGUAACAAACAGAUCAAAGUCAAAGUGAAAUUCUGAGAGUUUUCUGAUGCUGUUUUUGACAAACCGCCAAGUAUAUUAUGACUGUAGAUGACUUGCUGCUGAUAAUCUGUGUUCAAAAAGUGGAGCAUUAAUUUUCUGAUAAAAUCCAUAUUUUAAACUGCAA